GAAGGGAUCACUGGAAAACUCUUCUUUUUCCCCCUUUAAUUUUUUUUUUGUACAGACCCGACGUGAUUCUUUUUUUGUUGUAAUUGCUGGAAAUUUUUUGGGAGGACCCAGUUGUUUAUUUUGGGGUUCAGUGUGAUCGCACAAAUAUGUUGCUGUGCGAUGCAGUGAUUCUUAAUCUGCAUCAAAUUUUCAAACGGAAGAAAGCGGAUGUGACGGGUCACGCGGAACCAGGACAGGACUUUGACUUGAACAGCUUUCAGGAGACACUCGAAUUUUUCAGGAGAUACCCUGAGAGACUGAGAGAAACAGGAGAAUUUGACAGACUCCAGGAACAGUUUGAGUCAUUGCAGGACACUGGAGACGCAGUGGGAAUCCUUCUGCAAAGCAGCAUUUUUGAGGAUAUGCCCCCAGUGGCCUGGCGGGCCAGCAAGUGUGACAAAGUGGCCAGGGAUGCCCUUGACGCUGCAUUUGGGGCCAAGAGGGCUGGCGUACCGGCCAAGGCUGCACUGCCGUACCUCAACUUUGCGGUACGGCAUGCUGAGCGGGAUGAGCAGGGCAAAAGCUGGGUCUUGGCUCAAGCAUUUUUGUGCUUUGUCAGCUCUUGUCUGGAAUUGCAAGAAUUCACUGCUGCUCUUGUUGCCUUGGAUUUUGUACAAGAAUUUCGACCGGAUGCAACUGACUCGAAAGAAAUCGAUUUCCUUCGCUCUUGGUGCCACUUGAAACUGCGCAAUUUGGAUCAAGGAAUGCUGCACUUUGAAGAGUUCCGCAAAAAGGAGUGCGAGUCUUCAGGCCCGCUCGAAGCGAGCCAGAAACCGGAACUGAAGCUUCUCAAAACUUUGAUUGAGGAAACUGCGAAAACUAGCCCACCGACCCACGAAACCCGGCGUGCAAAAAUUGAGCGAUUGUCCGUAACCAGACCCAGUACUCAAUUACUGGACGCGAGUUGCGCAAUUUCGCUGGGACACAGCGAGGACAGGGGGCGUUUCAUCACGGCGACGAGAAACAUCGAACCGGGAGAAGUCCUGGUGUCUGAGAAGCCCGGUGCUGUUUGUGUGCGACCAAAGAGUUGGACUGAGUGGUGCAAUAAUUGCCUUCAGAGGACUUUUGUGCCUUGGCCAUGCAUCCAUUGUUCCAUGGUAGUGUUCUGCUCAUCAGAAUGUUAUGCAGAAAGCUGGAAUGCCCAAAAACACUUGUUGGAAUGCAGGAUGAUUAGCAAUUUGGCAGAUUAUUCCCUGACUGAGAACUUGCUACUUGCUGUCAAACUGGUUCUGAGCUUUGGUGUCUAUGAUAUUUGGAAAAGCAAGGACGCCAUUUUACUUGCUGAGAGGCAGAGUGCAGUGUUGCCAAUGGAACCAUUUGAUACCAGUAACUACUUGGCUUACACUGCUUUGCCUGAUCAUAGGAAACUGUGCAGUAAGCAGGAGUAUUUCAUGAAUGCCCUCAUGACUGCUUAUGUGUUGCAUGUGCUGGACAAUGCUGAAGUCUUUGAUUAUUGCUCCCAUGAUGAUGAAAGAAAAUUGGAGGUCAUGAAGUUUGUGGGAAAACAAAUACUUUACCACACCACUGCAAUGAAAAACAAUAGAUUAGCACUUUCAGAAACCCUGGUCACAUUCAGGGACAAUUCUGCUGCUCCCAUGUUCACCUACAGGCAAUUUGGUCAAGCUGCAGUAGCCACAGUCAACCUUUUCAACCAUGCCUGCACUUAUUGUGCAGUCUGGGACUAUGUGGAUACUGGUCACAUUGUGGUCAGAGCAGUGGUCCCCAUCUCCAGAGGUGAAGAAGUGACCAUUUGCUACACCUGCAAUUUCGCCUCGGACAAGCGAUCGGUGCGAGCUGCCAAACUCGGCUUCCAGUUCAACUUUUCCUGCAAAUGCCGAGCCUGUGUCAACGACUGGCCCACUGGCGAAGCCCUGUUGCGAACCCAGUCCAGCUUCCGGUGUCCCAAGUGCAAAAGGGGCAUUUCAUUCGGCAUCUGCACCGACUGCGGAUUCGACAUCAACCCGUACGUGCGCGAAAUGAUUGACGCUGCCCGGGAAUUUGACCUCGUGUAUGCCCGACUCGGGUCAAGGGGUGACCUGGGCAGUGCCCUGCCCGUGUUGUACAAGCAAAUGAAGCUGGUGAAUUUGCUGUAUGAGCCAAACACUACUGCGCAUGUUUGCACAGCCGAUGCGAUCAAGAAGGCGUUUGCGAGGGACGGCAGGAUAUUUUUUGCGGAAUCUGCUGGAGGAGGAGGUCCUGCUGGGAAUAAUAAUAAUAAUAAUGGGGCUGAUGAUGAUGGGAAUGUGACCUCCUCACUGGGGAGGUUGAGCCAGGAAACAAAACGUCUUAAACCACGUGUAGAAAAUAGAAAAAGGAGGAAAACCAACUUACAUACAUACAAAAAGUCACCAGCGUUGACUAAACACAACACAGUGUACGCCAUCGUGAGAAUCAUCAAGCACACAUUGGCGAACAGGUACAACCAUUGGCUAAACGGGGCCAGUAAAUCUGGAUCCAGGUGA
Notodromas monacha is the source of this 2501-nucleotide messenger RNA. Lineage: Eukaryota; Metazoa; Arthropoda; Ostracoda; Podocopida; Cyprididae. The record is from the annotation of a GenBank genome assembly.